Molecule: messenger RNA, 2430 nt
Organism: Nelumbo nucifera (sacred lotus)
Lineage: Eukaryota; Viridiplantae; Streptophyta; Magnoliopsida; Proteales; Nelumbonaceae
Product: BTB/POZ domain-containing protein At5g47800-like
Source: RefSeq, a predicted model, not a curated record
GUAGUGGUUUAUCUCUUCAUUUUAUAUUGUGAAAUUUAAGCUUAUAGCUACAAUCAAAAGCCAUGCAUACUGAAAAGCUUUGGUUCAUUAGUUGUGGGUGUAGUACUGACUACUGAGCCUGUUUCCUCUUCUCCCACGCCCUUACCCAACCCUUCCCAACAUCAACCGCCCCAAAGAAAAGCUAGCUCUCUUCUGUCUCAUAGGGAUCAGGCCUUGUUACAGUAGUGGGCAGCAAAUUAUGGGAAUCUUUGUUGGACCAGAGGUUUCCUUCAAAGUAAUGUCUAUGGCAGGCAAGGAACAUGGAUUAAUUUUAUAAAGUCCGCACUACUCAGGAGCAUAUCAUAUGAGUUUAAUUAGAAGCCAAAACAAAGAUGAAGUUUAUGAAACUAGGGACUAGGCCCGAUACUUUCUACACAGAAGAGGCUACCAGAUCUGUGUCUUCAGAUGUGCCUAGUGACCUCAUCAUACAAAUUAACAACAUAAAAUAUCUGCUUCAUAAGUUUCCACUUCUUCCAAAGUGCGGCCUCUUACAACGACUCUGUUCUGAUGCUGGAAACCAUAGUGAGAUACCGGUAGUAGGACUCCAUGAUGCUCCUGGAGGAGAAGCAGCUUUUGAGCUUUGUGCAAAGUUCUGCUAUGGAAUUACCAUUAGUCUCAGUGCUCACAACAUUGUGCCCGCUUUGUGUGCUGCAAAGUUUCUUAGGAUGAGUGAAUCUGUUGAGAAGGGAAAUUUUGUCAUGAAACUUGAAACCUUCUUCAACUCGUGCAUACUCGAAGGUUGGAAAGAUUCGAUUGUCACUCUACAAACCACAGCAGAGCUACCAGAGUGGUCUGAAAAUCUUGGAAUCGUCAGGCGGUGCAUGGACUCAAUUGUGGAGAGAAUUCUCACACACCCAUCCAAGGUCACAUGGUCCUUCACUUACACUAGGCCAGGAUACACAGAAAAGCGCCACCAUUCCGUCCCCAAGGAUUGGUGGACAGAGGAUAUAUCCAAUCUCGACAUAAACCUUUUUAGAUGUAUAAUCACUGCCAUCGGGUCAACAAAGAUGCUACCACCGCAGCUGAUUGGGGAAGCAUUGCAUGUUUAUGCAUGUAGAUGGCUACCAGAAACAGCACAGCGCAGGAUCACAGAGUGUUCAGUGUUUCCAACUGAACAAACCAAGGAGAAACAUCAACAGGUUCUUGAGAUCAUUGUGAGUAUGAUUCCUAGUGACAGGGGAUCAGUUUCUAUUGGGUUCUUGUUGAGACUACUCAGCGAGGCAAACUUUCUUGGGGUGUCCCAUUCGACUAAGGCUGAGCUCAUAAAGAGAGCAGGCAGACAACUAGAGGAAACAACAGUGAGAGACUUGCUCUUUCCUUCACACUCUUCUACAGAUCGACACUUUUAUGAUAUUGACUUAGUGGGGGCAGUUCUAGAAAGUUUCCUGGUUCAAUGGCGAAGACAGGCCUCCCCAGAUGACAGCGAGUCUGUAAGAGUGAUAAGGAAAGUGGCACAGCUUGUUGAUUCAUAUCUCCAAGUUGUGGCGAGGGAUGUCAACAUGCCUUCGUUGAAGAUAGUAACUCUUGCAGAAUCCUUGCCAGGAAUUGCCCGGACAGAACACGAUGAUCUUUACAAGGCAAUCAACAUCUAUCUCAAGGAGCACCCAGAUUUAAGCAAAGCAGAGAAGAAGCGCCUUUGUCGAAUCCUAGACUGCAAGAAAUUAUCUCCAGAGGUAUGCGCACAUGCCGUAAGGAAUGAGCGUCUUCCUUUGAGAACAGUAGUACAAGUCCUUUUCUUCGAUCAGGAGAGAGGUGCCAGGUCAAAUACUCGCAAGCCCCCACAAAAUGAGAUCAUUCAUGGAGGUGGACAUCAGAUACCAGGUGCUGGAGGCGAGAGCUACAAAGGUGUAGAGAGUGCAGGGAAAGUUACAGUUCAAAAUAUAUCUGAAAAAAAAGUGAAAACAGAUGCAAAACAAGCAAUGGAGUUGGAAAAAAGAGUAGUCAAGAAGGAAGUUGGACAGGAUAUUAAGGAGGAAGGAGUUUCUGGAAGCAAGAUGGGGUCUAAGAUAAUAGAAAGGAAAAGCAAGUAACACCAUAGCCAUAGCCAUAAUAAAGGAGCCGACAGAGAAGAUCUUCCGGCUGUGUAUGUAAUCUGCAUCUCCUUUUGGAGAUGCUAAUCUGCCUCAUAAGGAGCCGACAGAUAAGACCUUAUGAGGUGGCUACAAAGGUGUAUGUAAUCUGCCUCAUAAGGAUACAUAUCUUGCGGAGCUCGCUGCUGCCCAUAUUUCUUUUGUUCUCUGUAGCUUUCAUAAUGACCUUAUCCAAUCCAUAGAAAACUAGCAACGCAGAAAUAACUUGCAAUCCGAGAUUCAGUGUUAAAUAAGGUUCAUUACUGUAAUUCACAUUUAAUUGUUUAAUUGAUUACUUGGCUUAUCUAUGAUUGUUAGAUCA